GUGUCUCCCGGAAACAACAUGGUUGUUUUGGUAUCGGCUAGUAAAACAGUCAUCUGUCAAAAGGUACAACAACACAUAAACUAGCCAGCUUUCACCCCUGGAUUAACCUCGCUCGUCAGGAUAACCAUCACUAUGUUCUCUCCGAGUUGAUGAAACGAACUGUGUUUCGAGGAAAGGACAGAUAUUUGGUUAUUUUUGGUGAAUGAAAGCUAGCUGACGUUAGCAGUUAGCUAGCUUGUCACUUUGUCAACACUUAGUUCAAUAUGGACUGCACGGCGCUGGAGAUCGAUGCUUUCAAAUUUGCCAAAACAGCUGUCACCUAUGACCAGAGUGGCAAAUACAAUGAGGCUGUAUUCUAUUAUAAGGAGGCAGCCCAGGCCCUGAUAUAUUCUGGGAUGGCCGGGUCCAAACUGGAGGGGAUCCAGGUCAAAGUGAACGAGUAUUUAGAUCGAGUCCAAGCCCUCCACAAUGCAGUCCAGGCCCAGAAGAGCGACCCGCUGAAGUCCCGGCAGCAUUUGGACCUGGAGCGCGCUCACUUCCUGGUCACUCAGGCCUUCGAGGAAGACGAGAAGGGGAACGAUGAUGAAGCCGUGGAGCUGUACACUCAGGCUGUGGAGCUGUGCAUUAACACGUCGAACGAGACCUCGGACCAGGCGCUGCAGAUCAAACUGAAGCAGCUGGCUCGUCAAGCUUUAGAAAGGGCGGAGGGUCUCAAAGAGUCCCAGUCCAAACUCACUCCCACUCAGGACCGACCGGGCCCUCCUGGAUCCAAACCCCCCCCCAGCAGCAGCUCCUCUUCUGGGGGUCCGGCCCGGCAGUUCUUCCCCCUCGGGCCGGACUUCAGCCUCCAGGAGCGCCCGCAGCCGGUGAGGGCCGUGCAGAGCAGCGAGCCGUCGGGCCAGCGCUACAGCGGCGAGGAGAUCGAGGUGCUCAGGAGUACGUCUACCAUCAACGGCAUCGCCUAUGUUCCCUUCAUGAGCGUCGACCUGAGGGAGCGGUUCGCCUUUCCGGUCCCUUUCUCGGACAAAUUAGGGAAACUGGCGCUGUCUCCCAAACAGAAAGCCAUCUUCUCUCGCUGGGUGCGGCCAGACGAGCUCUGCAACAACCCGACCAUGAUCAUGUCCGUGUCCAGCUUCAGCAUCAAACAGACGGUGGUGUCCGACUGUUCCUUCGUGGCGUCGCUCGCCAUCAGUGCUGCUUACGAGAGGCGCUACAACAAGAAACUCAUCACCAGUGUCAUCUACCCUCAGAACAGACGCGGGGAGCCGGAGUAUAAUCCCUGUGGGAAGUACAUGGUGAAGCUUCACAUCAACGGCGUCCCCAGGAAGGUGAUCAUAGACGACUUCCUGCCGGUGGACCGUAACGGGGAGCUGCUGUGCUCGUACUCCAGCAACAGGAACGAGCUGUGGGUGUCUCUGAUAGAGAAAGCCUACAUGAAGGUGAUGGGAGGAUACGACUUCCCCGGGUCCAACUCG
Gymnodraco acuticeps is the source of this 1475-nucleotide messenger RNA. RefSeq names its product calpain 7 (gene capn7). Gene Ontology annotation, biological process: proteolysis. Gene Ontology annotation, molecular function: calcium-dependent cysteine-type endopeptidase activity. Lineage: Eukaryota; Metazoa; Chordata; Actinopteri; Perciformes; Bathydraconidae. The record is from RefSeq and is a predicted model, not a curated record.